This is a messenger RNA of Cornus florida, 2587 nucleotides long. Its product is annotated as cell division cycle protein 48 homolog. The transcript is spliced from 9 exons. Bases 121 to 2271 code for a protein of 716 amino acids. Gene Ontology annotation, cellular component: cytosol; VCP-NPL4-UFD1 AAA ATPase complex; nucleus. The record is from RefSeq and is a predicted model, not a curated record. Lineage: Eukaryota; Viridiplantae; Streptophyta; Magnoliopsida; Cornales; Cornaceae. Gene Ontology annotation, molecular function: ATP binding; polyubiquitin modification-dependent protein binding; ATP hydrolysis activity. Gene Ontology annotation, biological process: mitotic spindle disassembly; retrograde protein transport, ER to cytosol; autophagosome maturation.
CUGGGCUGGAAAAAUCUCAUUUUUGGAUCCUCCAAGAAAUUGUAUACUGGGUGAGCGGAGCAUAUACCAAAUCAUAAUACAUCAUUUAGAACUUUCAUAGCUUCCUUCCGGAGUUGUUCAAUGGCUUCAUUGGUUCGUGUUGCUCGUGUGAAAAACGAGCUUUAUAGAAGACUACAAUGUCGCCAACUCUCUCAUCAUGUUUAUUGUCGAUCUUUGGUUUCUCUACAUGUUCAGUCUCCUAUUCAACCAAGCCUUGCCUUGCAAUGUCGAUGGUCUUCUUCCUCGGUUCCUUCUGCUAAUUUCCUAGAGGUGUACCGCCAGCUCUUUCGAAGUAAAUUUGGUAAGACUGAUCCUCCACCACCACCACCACGACGUGAGAAGUGUGUGGUUGCCAAUGAGACCAAGCCUGUGAAGGAAAGAGUAGACAAGAUUGGUAAGCAGACGGCACAGAUUAAACAGGAGAUGGUAGAGUUGGAAGCUACAAAACCACAUGAGAAGCGUGUGGUUGCCAGUGAGACCGAGCCUGUGAGAAAGAAGGAAGAGGAAAUAGUAGACAAGAUUGGUUAUGAUGAUAUUGGUGGUGUUCGUAAACAGAUGACACAGAUUCGGGAGUUGGUGGAGUUGCCAUUGAGGCAUCCACAGCUCUUUAAAUCGAUUGGUGUGAAGCCACCUAAAGGGAUUCUGUUAUACGGACCUCCAGGAACUGGAAAGACUUUGAUAGCCAGAGCUAUCGCUAAUCAAACUGGUGCUUUCUUCUCGGGUAUAAAUGCACCAGAUAUAGUGACAAGAUGGUCUGGAGAGAGCGAAAGAAAUCUCAGACAAGUAUUCGAGAAAGCAGAGGAGAAAGCUCCAUCCAUUAUCUUUAUUGAUGAGAUUGAUUCUAUAACUCCCAACCGAAACAAAACUCGUAUGGAAUAUGAGAGGAGGCUUGUUACUCAGCUCUUGACUCUUAUGGAUGGUCUUAAGUCCAGUGCUAAUGUUAUUGUCAUUGGUGCUACGAAUCGUCUCAACAGCAUGGACCCUGCCCUAAGAAGGUCUGGUAGAUUUGAUAGGGAAAUAGAAAUUGGUGUUCCAGAUAGGGUUGGGCGUCUUGAGGUUCUUCGCAUCCUUACCAAGAAAAUGAAGCUUGCUGAAAAUGUUGAUUUAGAAAGAAUUGCCAAUGACUCACAUGGAUAUGUUGGUGCUGAUUUAGCAGCUCUAUGCACUGAGGCUGCAUUCCAAUGCAUCAAGGAGAAGAUGAACGUGAUUGAGUUGGAAGAUAAGUCCAUAGAUGCUGAGAUAAUCAACUCCAUGUUUGUUUCGAAUGACCACUUUCAAACAGCUCUUGGAACAAGCAAUCCAUCUUCUCUCCGUGACACGCUUGUUGAAGUGCCUAAUUGCAGUUGGGAAGAUAUCGGAGGCCUUGAGAAUGUUAAGCGGGAGCUUCAAGAGACGGUUCAAUAUCCUGUGGAGCAUCCUGAGAAGUAUGAGAAGUUUGGCAUGUCACCCUCAAUGGGAGUUCUUUUCUAUGGGCCACCAGGAUGUGGGAAAACUCUUAUGGCCAAGGCGAUUGCCAGUGAAUGUCAGGCAAACUUUAUCAGUGUGAAGGGUCCUGAAUUGAUUGGUAUUUGGGUUGGGGAGAGUGAGGCCAAUGUUCGAGAAAUAUUUGACAAGGCUCGCAUAUCCGCUCCUUGUGUCCUAUUCUUUGAUGAACUCGAUUCACUUGCUGUCCGGAGGGGAACACAUAAAGGCUCUGGUGUUGCUGAUAGGGUUUUGAAUCAAAUCCUAAUUGAAAUGGAUGGAAUAUCUGCCAAGAAAACUGUUUUCGUUAUUGGAGCCACAAACAGGCCUGAUAUUAUUGAUCCUGCACUUUUGCGGCCUGGCCGUCUUGAUCAAUUGAUUUAUAUCCCUUUGCCUGAUGAGGAUUCUCGCCAUCAGAUUUUCAAGUCUUGCCUUAAGAAAUCUCCUGUUUCCAAAGAUGUAGACCUGAGAGCCCUUGCUAAGACCACCCAAGGCUUCAGUGGUGCCGAUAUUACGGAAAUAUGCCAACGUGCCUGCAAAUAUGCCGUAAGGGAGGACAUUGAGAAGGAUUAUGAGAGGGGGGAGAGGAUAAGGGAGAAUCCUGAGGCUAUGGAGGAGAAUGUAGAAGAUGAGGUGGCGGAGAUCGAGGUUGCUCAUUUUGAGGAAUCAAUGAAGUUUGCCCGUAGGAGUGUGAGUGAUGCUGAAAUUCACAAGUUCGAGACACUUGCUCAAACAUUGCAGCACUCUCGACGGUUCAGUAGCGAAAACUGACCCUUCCCUUUUGCUGGUGGGGCUGAUGAAGAUCACCUCCUACAUAGUUAGGUUAUUCAUACAUAUGUUUUCUUUUCUUUUUGUGUCGACUUUUCAUUCUACUUCUUAAAUGUAUGCAACUGUUGCUUCCCUGUGUCAUGGGGUAAAAGCGUUCAUGAGAUUGAUUAUGAUCAUCAAACAACUCGGCCCUUCUGGUUUUUGGCCAGUGGAUGACUCCUGGUUCCAGUUUAAAGUUCUAAACAAUGUUUGUUGUACUCAAGGUUAUCAUGGAUGCGUGCAAAGACGUGUAACGUUACCUAUUUAAUAAACAAAUCAA